AUGCCACCCCGCCAAACUUACGGCAAGCGAUCUCGAGCGGUAUAUGAUCCGCAUGCGGUGUUGGCUAGCCCUGCGCGAAAGUCCCCGGCCGCGGCGGAGGUGAGCGUUGCGGAGGUGGUGGAGGAGUUGGGGCUAUUGAGUUUUGGAGAUGAAGUGAAGGGCAGUGGCGGGAGGAGAAAGAGGGGGGUCUUGGGGGAGGUGAGCGUUAAUGUUGAUGUUGGGAUGGAGAGGAGUUUGGGUUUGAGUGAGGACGGGGGAAAGAAGGGUCAGGGAGGGAGGAGGGAGGUUGUACUUUACGAAGAAGCUGGCCAUUCAGCCGUGGAAGAAGACCAUGACGACUCCCUCGAACUGAUUGGAAUCUCCUCACACGACAUGAUCAGCUUCCAAGAAUGGGCAGAUCAACUGUGCGCCCACUUCGAACUCACAAAGAUCGCAGAGGCAUCUUUUGGCGAAGUCUACCGUCUCUCAUUGCGCGAGAGGAUAUCUGGAAUCGACCGCAGCGACGAGUCGGUGUUCAAAAUCAUCGCCCUACGUCCCUCGGAAAGUACUUUUCGUUCGAAGCGGAAACCUGCGACGAGUGCAAGACAGACAACCAGCAUGAGUUCUCCUGCAGACGUCGCGAAUGAAGUCAAACUCCUCCAACGAAUGAGCGCGAUUCCUGGGUUUACCAAUUUCCGCGACCUUCGAAUCGUCCAGGGUCGACCGCCCGCCGUAUUUGCACAGGCGUACAAAGCUUUCAACGCUGCGCAGCAAGCGAGAAACAAAGAUCUCAGCCAUUUCCCCGACCCUGGAAAGAGGGCAAGCUACGCUUCCGACCAGUUGUGGGCCGUGAUUGAAAUGCAAGAUGCCGGCAUCGAUCUCGAACGGCUAGUGGAGCAGCGACAAUCCAGUACGUCCAUCUUCUUCGUCUGGGAUGUGUUUUGGCAAGUCGUGCUUUCCUUAGCAAAGGGGGAAGAGGGCGCGGAGUUCGAGCACCGCGACCUGCAUCUGGGGAACAUCUGCGUGCAUCUACCUGCUGCGAAUAACGACGGGCCAAUCGAUGCGAAGCGCAAAUUGAACUUCACGGACGUGGAAACGACCAUCAUCGACUACACCAUUUCUCGCUGCCGCAUGCAGGACGACAACAUCGCGUACCACGACCUCGCACGCGACUCGGCGCUCUUCGAAGGCGACAGUUCGGAGGAAUAUCAGUACGACAUCUACCGCUACAUGCGCGGCGCAGCACUCUGUGGCGAUCCAUACGCCGCUCAUUUUCCCGCGGAAAGCGAAGACGGCCGCUGGAUGCAUUACCACCCCAUCACCAAUCUCAUCUGGCUGCACUACAUCCUCUACAAACUCCUCGAGCAAGUCGCUUGGCCUAGCGCAGAGCGAGCGCCUUCACGAAAGCGGAAAGAGGAGUAUGCGCGUUGGAAGCGUGGGAACGAUUUGGAGUAUAUUCUUCUCUCUUUGCAGGAUUUACUUGAUCCCGGGAGGUUGUGCGAGGCGGGGGAGUUGGGGUUUGCGAGUGAUUUGGUCGGGCUGGCGUUGGAGGAGGGGUGGCUUGAUGUGGAGGAUGUGGUUGGAGGGGCUGUUGAGGAGGAGGAGGUGGAAGACGGGGGAGUCAGCGGGUUGUUUGAGCAGUUGGAAAGACUGAACCUCGCGGCCGAAUGA
This is a messenger RNA of Neohortaea acidophila, 1650 nucleotides long. RefSeq lists its product as uncharacterized. Gene Ontology annotation, biological process: intracellular signal transduction; mitotic cell cycle. The record is from RefSeq and is a predicted model, not a curated record. Gene Ontology annotation, cellular component: cytoplasm; nucleus. Gene Ontology annotation, molecular function: histone H3T3 kinase activity. Lineage: Eukaryota; Fungi; Ascomycota; Dothideomycetes; Mycosphaerellales; Teratosphaeriaceae. The transcript has a single exon. The coding region runs from base 1 to 1650 and encodes 549 amino acids.